Cyclopterus lumpus (lumpfish) is the source of this 1947-nucleotide messenger RNA. RefSeq names its product cilia and flagella associated protein 206 (gene cfap206). The coding region runs from base 51 to 1895 and encodes 614 amino acids. Gene Ontology annotation, biological process: sperm axoneme assembly; regulation of cilium beat frequency; regulation of flagellated sperm motility. NCBI's taxonomy places the organism in Eukaryota, Metazoa, Chordata, Actinopteri, Perciformes, Cyclopteridae. Gene Ontology annotation, cellular component: ciliary basal body; axoneme. The transcript has 12 exons. The record is from RefSeq and is a predicted model, not a curated record.
GUUCGUGGACGCGACUCGCGUGGCUGUCAAAGCCGAGAUAAAUAGUCUAAAUGUCGGUGAGAAUGUCCGGAGCUCACGCGGAGAGCGUGAUUAAAAACAUUAUCCUCGAAAUCGUGCAGGAGAGCCGCGUGAGAGGUCACGUGGUGUCGGACACGUUGGUGGCGUUCAUGGUGAAAGCGGUGGUGCUGGACCCCAGAAAUGGGUUCAAUGUUGACCGAGCACUGACGAAACAAGACCUGCAGAAACUCGAAGAGCUGUGUCUGGAUAAACUCACGGAACAGUGCAGCCCGUCCCUUGACACCAUCAAGAUGCAAGUGUACUUUGAUAUGACUUACACCUCCCGGCGUGAGUUCCUUGAGGAGGUCCACCGGGCGGUGGAGACGAGGCUGAGCGCCGUGAGCCGAGGGAUCACCGACAGCAGAGCGAAAACACCGGAGGAAAAGGCCGCUCUGUACCGUAAAAUCGUCACUUACGUCCAGCUGCGCUCCGGCAUGGGCUCGCCGACGGACCACCGCGCCGUGCAAGAGGCCGAGGAUGCCCUGCUGUGCGUCUUCCCUCAGACCGAACUGGGAGCCUUCGUGGUGCUCCUGAAGAGGGAGAAGGAGCAGCAGCUCCGCGAGCUCACCAUGAUCGUCACGGGGAUCCGACUCUUGAGCAGAGCCGGCGAGCAGGCCGACCUCCGUGAACUCAUGCCCGCGCUUCUCAACAAAGUUCUUCCGGUCGCCGGUAGCGGCGUAGAAAACGAGCUGAGCGCCGCGCAGACUUUGGCGUGGAAAUACACGGCUCUGCAGGAGCGUCCGACGGGCCGCGGCGACGUGCCCGCCGCCGUCCUGCUCAAACGGGCGCUCUACAACGUCCGGCAGCACGAAGCGUUCCUCAAAAUGUUACUGGCCGACGCACGUUUAAGUGCCAAGCAUGUUGAGACCCUGCGGACUGAGCUGUCGUCACAGAUGAAGCUGCUGAAAGAAACCGUCCAAUCACAGACGACCGUACCGUCUACGAAGGCUUUCCCGCUGUUCAAGUCCCUGUCAACGCUGUGGUCCGGCCUCCAGGACGAGGCCGAGCUGCUGAACAUCCUCGGCGACAUCGCGCGCAACCUGCGGCCCUUCGUCGCCUCUCAGGCCGAGAUCUUUCCCGAGGCGUAUUUGGACGGCCUGCUGGAGGCGUCGGAGGUGAAGACGGACGACCAGAGGAUGGCGGAGACCUCGGGUGAGCGUAUCGAUCCAGCUGAGAUGGAGACGCAGGAAUGGCUCCUGCCGGAAACAACAGUCGGCUCCGAUGAGCUGCCGCUGCAGUACGACGGCGUCUGUGGCUCCACGCUCGUGAGCAGAGACGGGCUUCUACUCCCAGGUAAUCCACACAUCGGAGUUCUGAAACACGAGGAGAAGCUCUACGUUUUUAGCUCCAAAGAAGCCGCGCUGAAAUUUGCCUCCAGUCCAGGCGACUUCAUUGCGGCGGUCGCGGAGAAAGCCAAACUCUUCCCUGAACUCAUUCAGCUCCUCAGACUCCACCAGCAGUUUUCGGAGCUUCAGCCAGGAGAGAGUUUCCUGGCGAAGUCCGUCACCAAGUGCGAGAGCGGCACGCAGACCGACGUCCACCCGGUGGAGACGAACGUCGCCAGGUCGUACGACUGGAACGAGUGGGAGCUGCGGAGGAAGGCGAUCAAACUGGCUGAUCUCAGGACCAAGCUGACGCGCUCGGUGCAGACGGAUCUGAGCCACGCGAGGCGUGAAAACGCCAGUCAGACAUGGCUGCCCAAGGACGCGGCCUGUCAGAGCAAGCGAGACGGCGGCAGCAACGUGCCCAAACCUCAGGUCUACGUGGCCGGUCUGAGGGGCCAGAGAGACGGACGCGUGGUCAAAACCAACCUGACCAGGCCUGCGGAGGAAAAAUGAUCGGGUUGGGGUUAAUUAAUAAUAAUAAUAAUACAAAAAGUUUGUGUAAGCG